CUGUUAACAUCGCCGCGAUCGCGCAGGUUCUCCGGACUUCUUUUCAUUUUCGUGUCCUCUUCGCGCGAUACUUCGCUGUUUUGUCGCCGUGUCGCUCGCGAUCGUAUCGGAUCGGAUCGUGUCCAUUCAACUCUGGCCGGACAAGUGAGAAAGGUGUGUUUUGUGAGUGCGUGUGUCCAAAGCAAGGACGAAGGAGAGAGAUAUUACGGUGCCAAAGUGAAGUAAAGUGUGAUCGAUGAUCUUGGUUCGAAUCUGAGCAACGGCUCGCGCAACCAAGAUUUUUCAUAACUUUGGGGUUUAAUUGACUCCGUGGCGGCUGACGACAUUCCCACCAUCAUAACCCAGACCAAUAAGAAAAAAAGAAGAAGAAAAACAAGUCAGAAAAAGGCAGCUUUUCUUUCUUAUUUCCCGGAAGAAAGGACCACAUCACGGUGGGAAAAAUAAUCAAAAAAAAAAAACAGCAGUGAAGGGAGAAGACGGAAAAAAAGUUUCUUAAGUCAUCAAUUAGGGGAGAGUGGCCAAAGCAGAGCAAAGUAACCGGUCAAAAGAUGGCAACGGUAAGCGGUAUCAGGAGCAGACGUAGCAGCAGUGAUAAGAGCACACUGGACCGGGACCUUCCGGGAGUUGCGGGGAUGGCGGUGGUCAUCCUGGUUUGCGGCUUGGUCGGGGAAAGUGUGCAAACUUGCCUUAAUGGAGGAGUCCUGUUGAAAUCCGGACUGGAACCGUCCGAUAAGUAUGAAAUACUGGAGGAGCACAACAAAUUACGCCAGGCCGUGGCACAGGGGCUCAUACCUGGACAACCGGGCGCCGAGAACAUGCUCGAGAUGAGCUGGGACAAUGAGCUGGCCAGGAAGGCACAAGAGUGGGCCGACCAGUGUAUAUUCAAACAUGAUCCCAAAAAGCGAUUAGCCCGAUUCACGAUGGGGCAAAACCUGGCGCUGAUCUGGAGCAGUGCAACCCUGGAAGACGAACGAGACAGUGACUUUGCCGGGCGGAUACGGAAGUGGUUCGACGAGGUGAAGAAGUACUCGUACGGAGCGAAAUUUUCGCUAGCCACCGGACAUUACAUGCAGCUCGUGUGGGCCGACACAUUCCUAAUUGGGUGUGGCUAUUCGUACUACUACUUGGGCAAUAAGUACAGCAAAUUGUACGUCUGCAACUACGGUCCGGCUGGCAACGUCCAAGGUCAACAGCCGUACAUCACCGGACGGCCGGCGUGUGAACAUCACGGCCUGCACAAAUCUCACACCUAUCCGGGGUUGUGUUCCGCCCCAGCAGAUCCUUCCUCCGCCCAUCAUCACGACAAUGUGAUUCCUCAGAAUUAUUAUUCUUAUCAAGCCUCAUCAAAUAGUCAUGAGAAUCAACACUACACCUCGGCCUCGUCCGCUCCGGUGGCCGUCUACACGACAGCCCCGGUCACUCCGGUGCAGCACCAGCAACCCUACGACAAUCAUAUCUUGUACAACCUUGUAUUUGAUCAACACAAACAUCAGCAGCAGCAGCAGCAGCAUCAUUAUCAGACGACACAGCAUCAGCAAACAACGUACCAUCACCUGCCGGUGUCAUCUCCGACCUCCACCGCCAUCUUCAGGCCCAGCAACAUCUUCAAGUCACCGUUGCUGUCCUACCGGUGGGAUUUGCUGUUCAAUUUCCUGCACUAGAGACCAGAACGACUUCCUCCGUCAGACCAGCAGAAGAGAUUUGCGAUGAAAGCAAAAGAAAAGGGUUAAGGAGAUUACCGGGGAAGCAUCUUUUCCCACCGAAAAUUGUCUGUGUCCACUUUUUAAUGCUAGUCUGGAAACUCACUCAACCUUCUAGACCGUGCUGGACGUGUGCUCAUCACAGCGCAGAGUGGAUUUUCCUUCGUAAAUACAAAAAAAGAUGAAAGCGAUAGCCCUUGAGAGAGGUUCAGAGAAGGGGUUUCCGGAGCAGAUUUUUCUGCUAAACGGAGGUCAGUGAUGUAGUUCCUGAAUGGACAAACGAAUGAUUUGAUAUACGAAACUGGGGUCAGAUAUUCAUCAGACGAACCUUUGAUUCAUGAAUCAAUUUCGUGUUCUGAUUAACGUCAUGAUUCGAAUUCCCGGACGCUUCGAAACCCGGACACUUCAUUUUGUUUUAUCAAUUAUUUGGAUAUAAGUUCGCAUUAUGAAUGUCAAAACUAUGUUAUUUGAUGAAUUCCAACAUCAACUUUCAUUUAAAGUUUGUUCGAACGCUGUAGUUAAUGCCAAAACAAAUAAAUACAAUUAAAUUAUAAGUUUACCAAAAAUGCGAAACAUUUCACUUGAAAUAUUUCAUAGGCGUUCGAAGCACCGGGAAGGCAAAGCAGAAAUUUAUGUUUUUGAUUUCAUUAAAUUCUAGCCAAUUUUUAUAUAAACUAUCGAUUGUUUUGAUGUUAACAGCUUAUUUGAGACCUAAAGAAUGCCAUUCACUAAAAUUUCAGUCCAAAUUUGUGCGAUUCAUAAGUAAAAUCGAGUGUCCAAAAUUCGAAGCAAAAGUGUCCGGAUUUCGAAUCAGCUUUUAUCAGUGUCCGGGAUUCGAAGCACAACAAGUCAUUUUAAUUUUAAAAUUCUGAUGAAAAAUUGUUAGAAAAGACAUAUUUUGCAUGCAUUUUCUUGAAACUGACUGUUUAUAAUACAUACUGAUGAUAUUUCUACAUUUCCAACUUAUUGCAUGAUUUUUUGCCAGCUAUAACAAAAAUGAUAUACUACUAAGUGUCCGGAUUUCGAAUCAUGACGUUACUGAACUAAAAAUUAAAAAAAGGUAUUCGUCAAAAUGGAUCACUACACUCAACCCCCGGUAGUUGGUCACUUUUUCGUUUGACACUUUUUAGUCAAACCUACGGGGUUUGAGUGUAUAUUGAGUUUAGGUUUCUAUUUAAAACCAUAAAACUCGGUUUCAAUACUGGAAUAUAUAACGAAAACCAUAUUUUUGGAAGUCCUAACCAAAUCUCGGGACAGUAAACAUAGGGGAAGGUGGGGCAAGACGACCAUAUGGGGCAAGAGGAACAAUCGCUCGUACGGCCGUAAUUUCUACAAUUUUGAUUAUUUCCAGCAUGAGAAAUUGUUGCUAACAAUGCAAUUAGUUAAUUUUACUACCACAUAACCGCCAAAACGACGUAAAGGCCACGGGGCAUAAGAUUUAAUGAAGUUUUUUUCAAAACCUUGGUUUUCUUAUACUAUUUGGAAAGUACAAAAAAAACUGGAUUUUUUGAAAACUUGUUCUAUCAAAUUCUUAGUCGAGACCUGGAAUAAGAUGAUUAUUAAAAAAUCCGACAGAUUUUUUUAACGUUUUUAAUGGGUUAUAACGAGCAUUUCCUUAGCUUGUUACACUUGCCCCACUUUCCCCUAAUGGACAGCUAAACAGAACAUGUUUGUUAUUGUUAACAUUUCAUGCACAACGAAACGCGUUUUUCUCGAAACGUAAAAAAAACUUAUGCGACAAGAUAGCACAAGCGACGAUUUGUUCAUAAAAGAAAUGUGACUCUGUCUAGUAAGAACUACCACCACCAUCGGUCAACAGUUCCGGAAAAACCCACUUCUCAGCAAUUCUGCCCACAAGGAUGCUGCAAUGUGGGCAAAGAUUGACAAAGAAAUAACAAAAUACCUACUGUCAAGUGCUCAAUCUCAUACAAACUGUUGUUCUGUUGCAGUCAUGCGACGGGAAGUGGUUUGCAAUAUGUGUUUGGUCUCAUGUGGACACUGAGGGCGAUGAAAUGUAUCUUGUUAAAGUAUCUAUGUUAUCAUGUCUGGAAAACAUUCAUCAAGCAUCUUUAAACUUAAACCCUUUUUAAUUAUAAAACAAGACUAUUAAUUUAAUUGUUUAAAAACUUGAUGCCAAAAAAAUUGGUCCAAAAUUUAAAAUGCGUUUGUGCGUUUGAAUUUACAGAAUCUUUUACAUUUACAUCAUCCCCCAAAAGUCUUCUAACAUUUUAUUUUUAUUUUUUGAAAAAUAACAGCAGAUGAUUAAAAUUGUGUUGAAGGAGGAAAACGUCUGAAACCAGUUCCAAUUAUUGAACAAACUCAUUCUAAAGCUCAUCGAUUUCCCAUAACAGUAAACGAGCUUAAAGGUGAAGGCAAAUGACGAUGGCGUUAAUUUAUUUAUUAUUCAUACAAGGAUCGUAACGAGAAACAACCAUUUCUAUGGUGACCCUUCGCUAUCGGUAGAACUUUACUCUACACUGCGAACAAAAUAACGAGAAAGCAAAAAGGACUCUCGCCAUCACACACACACAUUCAACUAAUCGCAUUCGGGAGGAGUUUUGAAAGGAAGAGCAGCAUCCUAGAUAGUCGAGACCAAAGGAAAAGGCUGCUGGGACACACGAUCAAAUCAGAUAUGAGUAAAAGAGAGUGAGUGUGUCUGUCUGGGCAAAGGAUAAUCAUCUUUGGCCGGCCGGCCUGCCUGCCUUCCGGGAGGAACAGUAACACUCCUUUUGCAGCGGAAGAAGGCGACCGAGCAUCAGCAAACGCUUAGAAAAGCUCUUCUGAUUGAUCCUGCGUAGCCAUGCAUUGGGGGCACACCUUUUGCCUGUGAUGACCGGGCAAAAUAGCUCCGAGGGUUCACAAAUGGGAAAAGGAUUUACCCUGCUUCGUUGGUUACCCUUUGAGCUCCCACACCAAAGCUUUCAGGUUUAAUUGGGUUCAAAAUGAGGUGUUUUUACUAAAGUUACUCUUUUCAAUGUUUGUAUUACUUUAUGGAUUUUUUCCUAAUAUACUCAAACCCGGGUGGUUGGUCACUUCGUCGUUUGACACUUUUUUAGUUUGUACCCCGUUGGUUUGACAUAGUCAAACUAAAAAGUGACAAACUGUCACUUUUUAACAGGACUAACAUUUACUAUCAAACCAAACGUUUGGAAGUAAGUGUAAGCUCUUUGUAAUUAAACGCUACAAUAGUUCUCGUAAUCAGGAUUAAGUGGCUUAAUACUCAAACAGAAAAAAGCUCUUUGUAAAGAGGGUGUCAAACUAAAAAGUGACCCCGUUCGUUUGACAACAAUUAGUGUCAAACCAUUUGUAAAAACCAUUGUAAUAAGUUCCUCUUUACUCAAAAAAUCAAAUGACAUUGCGAUACACUGUAAAAAAAUGUCCGUACGGAAACAUUAUCCAUUGUUAAAAUAAAGUAAAGUAAAGUUCCAUUCGUUAUUUCGAAUUUUGCAACCUCGGAUGUCCGCUAUUUCGAAUGCUCGCUAAGGGACCAUCCAUAAACCACGUAGACACUUUUUCCAGCCUCAAAAAUGUGUAUAAAUAACACUUAAGUGCUCAUAACUUUUGAUGGGGUUGUCAGAUCCUCAAUCUUUUGAACGCGUUGGAAAGGUCAAAUACCUUUCUAACAAUAUAUAGCAUGACGGGGUUUCUUUGUUUUGUUACAAAAACCACCCUUUUUACAAUCUUCCGAUGUUUAGUUUAAAUCGUUUUUCAGCAUAACUUUUAAAGUACUUAACAAAACUAUAUAAUUUUAAAGAGGGUUUUGGGGUCCCAAGACGGAUCGAAUGAGACUAAAACGGUCCAAAUCGGUUCAACCAGUCCGGAGAUAAUCGUGUGCAUAUUUUUCGGUGUACGGAGUUACAGACAUACACACGCACAGACAUUUGUUCAGAAUUUGAUUCUGAGUCGAUAGGUAUACGUGAAGGUGGAUCUACGACGUCGAAUAAAGAAGAUUAUUUUUCGAGUGAGUGUAUAGAGUUAUCUACGUGCGCAUGUAUUGCGUGUACGUACACGAAAAAAAGUGAGGUUAAAAUUUGUACCAGCCAGCAAAACAAAUGGUGCGCUAGUGUGUGUGAGAUCGGGCUUAGAAAGCUCUAUAGCCUUUCCUCAGUAAGUGAGGAAGGCAAAAAUGCAUUUGUUCAAGAUUUCAUCACCGCCAUUUUGGCCGCCAUCUUGGAUUUCAAAGUUCUAAAUAAAAUUAGUUUAGGGGUCAUACCAGCGGUCAUAUUUUUUUCGUGAUUCGAUUAUCCGAAGUUUAGAUUAUCCGAAGUGAAAUUCUGCCAAGGCCUUCGGAUAAUCGAGUCUGGACUGUAUUUUGAACAACUAUUUUUACGAAAUUGUUUUUUGAUGUCAAAAGAACACAUUUUAAACAUUUACCAACAAAACCCGUCUAAAAAAUGGUGCUAAAAUGUCCAAAAAAGUGUCCAAGUGGUCUAUGGAUGGCCCCUUCUUUUGACCUUGGAAUUUUCGAAAUUUCAUGUUUUCUGAUGAAAAAUAUCUUCAACACGCUACCCUUAAGUACCCCAUCGCUGUUUUCAAAAGCAUCCCUCCCUCCCAGUCGGAAAGCUGCUUCCGAGAUCCGGCAGAUCCCCGCACCGGUUGUCGUUAGGUUAUGAUGACACCAGCUCCAGGUAGCCCGGUUGUUGGCUGGCCGGCGGGAAAACGGUUUUAAUUUGCCAUGAGUAUGAUAAAAGGCGAUAAGGAGGAAGCAAAUAGUAAUUAUGAAAGGGACGAUUAUUUUAGCCGCAAGCUUUACGUGUGAUUCUCACUCUCACUCGCUCUCUCUCUCUCUAUCCCUCGAACACUCACACACAAAUGGGGUGGGUGAAAUGGCAUCGCAAAAAGAAACGGGACGGAGGAGGAUAGUCCAUUGGCUGUGGAAAUUACUGAACGUGUUGGCCACCAGUAUUAAUGGAAAAAGUACAUAAAACUUUAUAGAUGGUACGAUACGGCUUAUCGGAAUGUGUGUUAACGUUGAGUAGAUCAGUGCAAAAGGACAGACAAGUGGGAAAAGAUGCUUUUUAUAUGAUUUUAGUAUAGUUUAUUUUUAUGUUUAUUUCAUGUUUGAAUAUUACUUCAUCCAACAAAUUUUGCAACUUUUCUAAAAAUAGUUUUCUAUUCUUUUAUUUGUAAAUAUUUAUAAAUACAAACACAAACGUAGCGAUUAAACAAAAGCGAAUGAUAUUUAAUUGAUUUAGGAAAGCUCAAAGGCUAGGGAUUUUUAGUUAAUAUGUUUAAUUAUAAUUUAAAGUUUAUUAGUGUUAGGCACUCCUUAGAGGAAAUACUAACAAUGAUUUCAGCAAUGUCUGGAAAUUAUUUUUUAAUGUAUAUUACAUCAAAAUAAAAUAAAAAAAGACAAGUCGUU
Culex pipiens pallens (northern house mosquito) is the source of this 7062-nucleotide messenger RNA. Its product is annotated as CRISP/Allergen/PR-1. Lineage: Eukaryota; Metazoa; Arthropoda; Insecta; Diptera; Culicidae. The record is from RefSeq and is a predicted model, not a curated record. The coding region runs from base 549 to 1661 and encodes 370 amino acids. The transcript has 7 exons. Gene Ontology annotation, cellular component: extracellular region.